Messenger RNA from Pipistrellus nathusii (Nathusius's pipistrelle), 513 nucleotides. The record is from the annotation of a GenBank genome assembly. NCBI's taxonomy places the organism in Eukaryota, Metazoa, Chordata, Mammalia, Chiroptera, Vespertilionidae.
AUGGCGGGCCCCCGGCUGCGAUCGCUGGCCGCGCUUGCCCUGGUCCUGGCCCUGGCGCUGGCCCCGGGGCUGGCCGCAGUCCGGGCCGGGCAGACGCCGCGCCCGGCCGAGCGGGGACCGCCGGUGCGGCUCUUCACGGAGGAGGAGCUGGCCCGCUACGGCGGGGAGGAGGAAGAUCAGCCCAUCUACAUGGCGGUGAAGGGCGUGGUGUUUGAUGUCACUUCUGGGAAGGAGUUUUAUGGACGAGGAGCCCCCUACAAUGCCUUGGCCGGGAAGGACUCCACCAGAGGAGUAGCCAAGAUGUCCCUGGAUCCUGCAGACCUCACCCAUGACACUACGGGCCUCACGGGCGAGGAGCUGAAAGCCCUGGAUGACGUCUUCAGCAGAGUGUACAAAGCCAAAUACCCCAUCGUCGGCUACACGGCCCGAAGGAUCCUCAACGAGGACGGCAGCCCCAACCUGGACUUCAAGCCUGAAGACCAGCCCCAUUUUGACCUAAAGGACGAGCUCUGA